Ahaetulla prasina is the source of this 2573-nucleotide messenger RNA. It is a transcript of the gene CMKLR2, whose product is annotated as chemerin chemokine-like receptor 2. Bases 698 to 1780 code for a protein of 360 amino acids. Gene Ontology annotation, biological process: inflammatory response; positive regulation of cytosolic calcium ion concentration; phospholipase C-activating G protein-coupled receptor signaling pathway. The record is from RefSeq and is a predicted model, not a curated record. Gene Ontology annotation, cellular component: plasma membrane. The transcript has 2 exons. NCBI's taxonomy places the organism in Eukaryota, Metazoa, Chordata, Lepidosauria, Squamata, Colubridae. Gene Ontology annotation, molecular function: complement receptor activity; G protein-coupled receptor activity.
GAAAGAGAAAGGAGGGAGGGAGGAAGGGAAGGAAAAAGGAGAGGAAGGAAGGACUAGGCACUAGACGCAGCUUCAGAGGAUAAUCCAGGGCUGGAAGGGACCUGGAGGUCAUCUAGUCCAACCCUGCUCCAGCAGGACAUUGUGAGUUUCUGUCUUUUGAUCCCCCAGUCACAUGGUUACAUAGCCAUGCCCACCCAGUCACAUGAUCCCCUCACUAAGCCACACCCAUCAAGCCAUACCCAUGGAACUGGUAGCAAAAAAAAUUAGAUUUCACCCCUGGGCAGGGCCAGUCAGAGGUGGUAUUUACCAGUUCUCCAAACUACUCAAAAUUUCUGCUAUCGGUUCUCCAGAACUGGUCAGAACCUGCUGAAACUCACUUCUGCUGUGAAUCCUGUCAACAUCACAGAGAACAUUGGGGGAAAAGCCCUGAAAGGAGAGAUAGGCAGAUUCUGUGACAGCUAUUCUGUCUGUUUUUUUUUAUUACUUUUUUUUUCUCCAGAUACAAUGGAUUACAACAUCCAUUUAUAGAAGUGCCAAUGAGAUGCAAAGCAAAGUGUUUCUGGGAAAUAUAUACAAUGAUGAUAACAAUAGCAACAAUAAUAAUUCAAAUCCUAAGCAGAAGUCAUUGGCAUAAAACUCUUUCCUCAAUUGGACUCAUGCUUCCAAGAUCCAAGUUCCCAGGAGACAGAGUGUGGUCAUGUCAUCAGCUGACUUCCUGUACCAAGAUAACUUUACUGAAUACUUUGAAGAUUAUGAGGAAGAUGAGCCACUUCAGGCCCAGGCCUACCUCAGUCAUGCUCGAAUUGCUUCUCUUGUGCUACAGAUGAUGGCUUUUCUCUUAGGAGUACCUGGCAAUGCAAUAGUUAUUUGGAUCAUGGGCUUCAAAUGGAAUAAGACAGUUACAUCCAUCUGGUUCCUCAACUUGGCAAUUGCAGACUUAAUCUUUGUUUUGUUCUUGCCCCUAUAUAUUGCAUAUAUCAUCAUGGGCUUCCACUGGCCUUUUGGGAAAUGGUUGUGCAAAGCAAAUGCUUUUAUUGCCUUGCUCAACAUGUUUGCCAGUGUCUUCUUCCUGACAGCAAUCAGCAUCGAUCGUUAUGUCCAUCUGAUCCACCCUGCCUUCUCCUAUAGGCAUCGGACACUUGGGAAUGCCUGUAUCCUGGUUUUACUCAUUUGGAUUUUGGCUACAGUUCUUGGAAGCCCAGCACUGUAUUUCAAAGACACACUUAUAUUACCCCAAAAUGUCACCAUAUGCUAUUACAACUUUCACCAUAAUUUGGAUAUUAUUUUAUUCAGACAUCACACACUUACAUGGAUAAAAUUCAUUUGUGGCUAUCUCUUUCCACUUUUAACUAUGAUUGUUUGUUAUUCCUUUCUGGUCAGCCAAGUUAAAAAAAGUACAGUGUUAACCUCCAGCAGGCUGUUCUGGACUAUUCUUGCGGUGGUAGUGGUUUUUUUUAUUUGCUGGACCCCAUAUCAAAUAUUUAGCAUUCUGGAACUGGCAGCUCAUCAUAACAUCUCUUUGCAUGAUUUGCUUGAAAAUGCCAUGCCUCUUUCGAUUGGCUUGGCCUUCAUUAAUAGUUGCCUGAAUCCUAUCCUUUAUGUCCUUCUCAGUAAGAAGCUCUCAUCCUGCUUUAGUGUGACAUUCUCAGAGUUGGUCAAACACACCCUGUGGGAAGUCAGCCGAUCUGCUACAGUGAGCGAUCACGGUCAGAAUUCCCUGAGUCUGCAGUUGACUGAAGUCCCAGUGAUAGAACACCCUCUGGAGGAAAUUUUGCAGUGACUGCAUUCCUCUAUGUAAAUUAAAUUCAGUUUAGCACCAGAUUAAUAUACAGUAUGGCUGGAUACAAAUAAGUAGACAAGCAUGGUAGAUAAGCUUUUUACAAAUUCUGUUAAAAUCUCUGAUUUCUGACAGAGCUCUGAGAACAUAUAUGACUCUUUUGAUUCCUGCCUCAACUCUAAUCAGUCAAAUAGGGAUGAACAUUAAUGCAGCUUAGAACAACGUAAAUGUACGACUGAAGGCCCCAACAUAUCGCUUGCGGGUAUGAUAACUCAAAGCUUCUGCAAUUAGACUUUUUCACUAAUUAUUCUUUAGGAGUUAUAGGGGAGUAAUUUCAGAUUGGAAAAGUAGAGCAAUAUAGAAUAAUCUUUGCUUUUCUAUUGGUUUCAACUUUGUGAACUUUUCUAGGGUGAGGCUAAAAAUGUUAGCAAGAGAAACACAUCAAGAAGAAAAGAGACAUUCUGUAUCAUAGUAUUGUCUUAUUUUUAUCAUUCCUCAAAAAUAAAAAAAGGUAUCAGUGGGGAAUUCAGGGCAGACUAAUAGUCCUGUUCUAUAUAUGUAUGAGAAAGUGUUAUGAUAAAUAUUGUCUCUUAUGCUAUCUAAAAUGCACAGUGUUACAAUAUUUAUAGUAAUAUGGUACAGUACUACAUCAUAGUACUAUACUAAUACAGUACUAUAUUUGCCAUGCUUGUAGUACGGAUGAAAAUGUACAAUGUAAGCACAAUUUGAUCUCUUCUUUUGUUACUGUUGUUGCUUGGAUAUAGGCAUUUACAUAUAUUAAAGCACUUUUCUGUUA